AGUUACCUGUUGAAUACACUUGUUACAUUUGUUAUUGAUUAAAAAUCUUCAAAUGAAAUAUCAACAUUUUCUUUAACGGUUGAAAACGAAAUACGAUUGUUACAAUUCUCUAAAAGACCAGUUUAGACAUAACUUUAAUCCUCAGAAAUCAGAUUUAGAAUUAUAUAAUUUGUGUUUCUUUAAAGUUAAAGGAUCUCUAUAACAGAAAAAAUUUUUUAACACAGUGAUUUUUAAGAAAAUAUGGGAAUAAAUAUGAAACAGACACUUUGGAAUUGAACAAGAAGAAUGAAGAUAGCUAGUUUGGCCCUUUGUUGGCUACAGUUAAGUGCUAUGUGACGCAAUUUUAUGAAGAAUAAAUUUUCUAUCCCUACAUAACUGGGCAAUAAGUUGAUAUGGUUUUGAGACUUCUCAUUAGGUAUUUGGCCAAUAAUGAGAAGCUGAUACAAAUGCUUGCUGAUUCCUAUCCAAUACGGAAAGCUGCUCGCUUUGCUGCUGGUCUCAUUAUCAGAUCCAAAAUUUACCAAGAGAGAGCUUUAGAGAGUCUAAGGAAAGCAAAGGACUCAAGUAAUAUUACAGAUAGUCAUCAGUCUGGCACAUCUGGUAGUUUUAGUCAAUUUAUGCAAGACAAAGUUGAAAAACUGAAAAAAAUUCUGGAAGAGCAAAAGCGUCAAGGCUGAAAAGUACAAAAAUUCAAAUAUGUAGGUUUUUGUUAAAAUGAACACUAUGUGGAUAGAAUGUUAUUGAUGUACAUACAUUUUUAUAUAAAAAAGAAAUUGCUUUAA
Messenger RNA from Argiope bruennichi, 782 nucleotides. Its product is annotated as protein NCBP2AS2 homolog. The transcript has 6 exons. The coding region runs from base 393 to 677 and encodes 94 amino acids. The record is from RefSeq and is a predicted model, not a curated record. NCBI's taxonomy places the organism in Eukaryota, Metazoa, Arthropoda, Arachnida, Araneae, Araneidae.